UUAACUGAAACAGGAGUAAACUGGGACCAUCGUCAGCGUGGAAACCGGCGUAAACAACAAUAAAUUUUCGUUUAUACUAUUCGUGAUUUUCUUUUAAGAUAAAUUUUGGCUCUCCUAUAUAGUUAUGGCUACAUGGAAUCAGAUACAACAACAGUUGCGUCAUCUAAAUAAUCCAGUAGUUUUCUUCGAUAUUACUAUCGGAUCUACGGAAGUUGGCAGGAUGAAAAUGGAAUUAUUUGCUGAUGUUGUGCCAGAGACUGCUGAAAAUUUUAGACAAUUCUGUACUGGCGAAUACAAAAAAGAUGGUGUACCUAUUGGUUACAAAGGCUGCAUAUUUCAUAGGGUCAUAAAAGAUUUUAUGAUUCAAGGUGGAGACUUUGUAAAUGGUGAUGGUACUGGGGUCAUGAGCAUCUAUGGUGCUACAACAUUUGUGGAUGAAAAUUUUAAACUCAAGCAUGAUGGACCUGGUUUGUUAUCAAUGGCAAACAGUGGGAAAGACACAAAUGGCUGCCAAUUUUUCAUUACCUGUGCAAAAUGUGAUUUUCUUGAUGGUAAACAUGUUGUCUUUGGUCGAAUUUUGGACGGUCUACUUGUAAUGAGGAAAAUUGAAAAUGUUCCUACUGGUCCCAAUAACAAGCCUAAAAUACCAGUUAUUAUAUCUCAGUGUGGUGAAAUGUAAUAAUGAUUGGCACUUAAAUUGUACAUUUUGUUAAUAAAUUCUUAU
Molecule: messenger RNA, 724 nt
Organism: Uloborus diversus
Lineage: Eukaryota; Metazoa; Arthropoda; Arachnida; Araneae; Uloboridae
Product: peptidyl-prolyl cis-trans isomerase H-like
Exons: 7
Coding region: 125-679 (184 amino acids)
Biological process (GO): protein peptidyl-prolyl isomerization; protein folding
Cellular component (GO): intracellular membrane-bounded organelle
Molecular function (GO): peptidyl-prolyl cis-trans isomerase activity
Source: RefSeq, a predicted model, not a curated record